This is a messenger RNA of Arachis ipaensis, 927 nucleotides long. RefSeq lists its product as uncharacterized. The record is from RefSeq and is a predicted model, not a curated record. Lineage: Eukaryota; Viridiplantae; Streptophyta; Magnoliopsida; Fabales; Fabaceae.
AUGAUGUUCAUGAAUAAGGAUUCCGACCCAAUCUUAUGCCGUACUUUCCCAACUUUCCUAGAUGGAGCCUCCCUGAUUUGGUUUUCCAACCUCCCUGAAGGCUCCAUUUCUAACUUCGACGAACUAGCAGACCAGUUCGUCAACCACUUCGCCGCAUCCAAAAUAUACGUCCAUAACUCCGAUUACCUAAGCACCAUCAAACAAGGACCAAACGAAAGCCUCAAAGACUAUAUGACCAGGGAGGAGGAAAGGCGGAACAGACAAUCAAACAGCAGGACGGAUCAAAGAACGUUCAGACUAACACCCAACUUCGACAACGACACCCCCCUCAAUGCCAAAAGGGAGGACAUCAUAAAUGACAUAUUGCACUCAAAACUUAUCAAGCCUCCAAACAGGGCCGGUACAUAUCAAGACCAGCGUCACGUGGAUAGGUCAAAAUACUGCGCCUUCCACCAAAAGUACGGCUACACUACAGACGACUGCGUAAUAGCCAGAGAUGUCUUCGAAAAGCUCGCCCGCCAAGGGCUGCUGGACAAAUACAUUGACAGCCGAGGAAGGAAGCGAAGCACAGACGAGCUCGGCCAACAAUCCAAAAUAUCCGACAAUUCCCGAGAUAAGGGGAAAAAGGUAGAUAACGAUAUCAAUCUGCCUUGCAGAAUAAUAAACUGUAUUUCUGGCGGUUUUACAGGCGGCGGUUGCACAAACUCGGCAAGAAAGAGAUCAUACCGAGCUAUGAUGACGAUGACAAAAUCAACUCCAUCCCAACCUGUCAACAGAGACAAACCAGAAAUCUCAUUCACCCCCGAAGACUAUGAGGCAAAUGAUCAAAACCUAGACGACCCCGUCGUCAUUACCGCGCAGGUCGGUGAACCAUUAGUAAAGAAAAUCCUCAUGGACCCCGGAAGCAACGCAGACGUGCUGUUCUAG